Gigantopelta aegis is the source of this 3282-nucleotide messenger RNA. RefSeq lists its product as uncharacterized. The coding region runs from base 1 to 3282 and encodes 1093 amino acids. The record is from RefSeq and is a predicted model, not a curated record. NCBI's taxonomy places the organism in Eukaryota, Metazoa, Mollusca, Gastropoda, Neomphalida, Peltospiridae. The transcript has 2 exons.
AUGCAUGACAUCUAUAGGUGUUGGAAGUUGCCGGAACUGAAGGGGCCAUUUAUGAAAGGUGUCCAUGGAACAUGUAGACAAAAGAGUGUGUUAGGUUUAUAUUCGAACCCCUCCCCCAGCUCAGACCACAAUAUUAAGAAGACUGUUGGAGUAAGCUUGCAUCACAGUUUAUAUUCGAACCCCUCCCCCAGCUCAGACCACAAUAUUAAGAAGACUGUUGGAGUAAGCUUGCAUCACAGUUUAUAUUCGAACCCCUCCCCCAGCUCAGACCACAAUAUUAAGAAGACUGUUGGAGUAAGCUUGCAUCACAGUUUAUAUUCGAACCCCUCCCCCAGCUCAGACCACAAUAUUAAGAAGACUGUUGGAGUAAGCUUGCAUCACAGUUUAUAUUCGAACCCCUCCCCCAGCUCAGACCACAAUAUUAAGAAGACUGUUGGAGUAAGCUUGCAUCACAGUUUAUAUUCGAACCCCUCCCCCAGCUCAGACCACAAUAUUAAGAAGACUGUUGGAGUAAGCUUGCAUCACAGUUUAUAUUCGAACCCCUCCCCCAGCUCAGACCACAAUAUUAAGAAGACUGUUGGAGUAAGCUUGCAUCACAGUUUAUAUUCGAACCCCUCCCCCAGCUCAGACCACAAUAUUAAGAAGACUGUUGGAGUAAGCUUGCAUCACAGUUUAUAUUCGAACCCCUCCCCCAGCUCAGACCACAAUAUUAAGAAGACUGUUGGAGUAAGCUUGCAUCACAGUUUAUAUUCGAACCCCUCCCCCAGCUCAGACCACAAUAUUAAGAAGACUGUUGGAGUAAGCUUGCAUCACAGUUUUUAUUCGAACCCCUCCCCCAGCUCAGACCACAAUAUUAAGAAGACUGUUGGAGUAAGCUUGCAUCACAGUUUAUAUUCGAACCCCUCCCCCAGCUCAGACCACAAUAUUAAGAAGACUGUUGGAGUAAGCUUGCAUCACAGUUUAUAUUCGAACCCCUCCCCCAGCUCAGACCACAAUAUUAAGAAGACUGUUGGAGUAAGCUUGCAUCACAGUUUUUAUUCGAACCCCUCCCCCAGCUCAGACCACAAUAUUAAGAAGACUGUUGGAGUAAGCUUGCAUCACAGUUUUUAUUCGAACCCCUCCCCCAGCUCAGACCACAAUAUUAAGAAGACUGUUGGAGUAAGCUUGCAUCACAGUUUAUAUUCGAACCCCUCCCCCAGCUCAGACCACAAUAUUAAGAAGACUGUUGGAGUAAGCUUGCAUCACAGUUUAUAUUCGAACCCCUCCCCCAGCUCAGACCACAAUAUUAAGAAGACUGUUGGAGUAAGCUUGCAUCACAGUUUAUAUUCGAACCCCUCCCCCAGCUCAGACCACAAUAUUAAGAAGACUGUUGGAGUAAGCUUGCAUCACAGUUUAUAUUCGAACCCCUCCCCCAGCUCAGACCACAAUAUUAAGAAGACUGUUGGAGUAAGCUUGCAUCACAGUUUAUAUUCGAACCCCUCCCCCAGCUCAGACCACAAUAUUAAGAAGACUGUUGGAGUAAGCUUGCAUCACAGUUUAUAUUCGAACCCCUCCCCCAGCUCAGACCACAAUAUUAAGAAGACUGUUGGAGUAAGCUUGCAUCACAGUUUAUAUUCGAACCCCUCCCCCAGCUCAGACCACAAUAUUAAGAAGACUGUUGGAGUAAGCUUGCAUCACAGUUUAUAUUCGAACCCCUCCCCCAGCUCAGACCACAAUAUUAAGAAGACUGUUGGAGUAAGCUUGCAUCACAGUUUAUAUUCGAACCCCUCCCCCAGCUCAGACCACAAUAUUAAGAAGACUGUUGGAGUAAGCUUGCAUCACAGUUUUUAUUCGAACCCCUCCCCCAGCUCAGACCACAAUAUUAAGAAGACUGUUGGAGUAAGCUUGCAUCACAGUUUAUAUUCGAACCCCUCCCCCAGCUCAGACCACAAUAUUAAGAAGACUGUUGGAGUAAGCUUGCAUCACAGUUUAUAUUCGAACCCCUCCCCCAGCUCAGACCACAAUAUUAAGAAGACUGUUGGAGUAAGCUUGCAUCACAGUUUAUAUUCGAACCCCUCCCCCAGCUCAGACCACAAUAUUAAGAAGACUGUUGGAGUAAGCUUGCAUCACAGUUUAUAUUCGAACCCCUCCCCCAGCUCAGACCACAAUAUUAAGAAGACUGUUGGAGUAAGCUUGCAUCACAGUUUAUAUUCGAACCCCUCCCCCAGCUCAGACCACAAUAUUAAGAAGACUGUUGGAGUAAGCUUGCAUCACAGUUUAUAUUCGAACCCCUCCCCCAGCUCAGACCACAAUAUUAAGAAGACUGUUGGAGUAAGCUUGCAUCACAGUUUAUAUUCGAACCCCUCCCCCAGCUCAGACCACAAUAUUAAGAAGACUGUUGGAGUAAGCUUGCAUCACAGUUUAUAUUCGAACCCCUCCCCCAGCUCAGACCACAAUAUUAAGAAGACUGUUGGAGUAAGCUUGCAUCACAGUUUAUAUUCGAACCCCUCCCCCAGCUCAGACCACAAUAUUAAGAAGACUGUUGGAGUAAGCUUGCAUCACAGUUUAUAUUCGAACCCCUCCCCCAGCUCAGACCACAAUAUUAAGAAGACUGUUGGAGUAAGCUUGCAUCACAGUUUAUAUUCGAACCCCUCCCCCAGCUCAGACCACAAUAUUAAGAAGACUGUUGGAGUAAGCUUGCAUCACAGUUUAUAUUCGAACCCCUCCCCCAGCUCAGACCACAAUAUUAAGAAGACUGUUGGAGUAAGCUUGCAUCACAGUUUAUAUUCGAACCCCUCCCCCAGCUCAGACCACAAUAUUAAGAAGACUGUUGGAGUAAGCUUGCAUCACAGUUUAUAUUCGAACCCCUCCCCCAGCUCAGACCACAAUAUUAAGAAGACUGUUGGAGUAAGCUUGCAUCACAGUUUAUAUUCGAACCCCUCCCCCAGCUCAGACCACAAUAUUAAGAAGACUGUUGGAGUAAGCUUGCAUCACAGUUUAUAUUCGAACCCCUCCCCCAGCUCAGACCACAAUAUUAAGAAGACUGUUGGAGUAAGCUUGCAUCACAGUUUAUAUUCGAACCCCUCCCCCAGCUCAGACCACAAUAUUAAGAAGACUGUUGGAGUAAGCUUGCAUCACAGUUUAUAUUCGAACCCCUCCCCCAGCUCAGACCACAAUAUUAAGAAGACUGUUGGAGUAAGCUUGCAUCACAGUUUAUAUUCGAACCCCUCCCCCAGCUCAGACCACAAUAUUAAGAAGACUGUUGGAGUAAGCUUGCAUCACAGUUUUUCCAUAUCAAAUUAG